UGUUGCGCCACGACCGUGUAACCGUGUGCAGGGCCUUGAUUCUGCCUCGUCCCUCCUUUGUUCUCCUCGCAUGAUCGCACGCAUGCUCAGCUGCUAGCCAGAUGAAGCGUCUCCUCUCGUUCACGACAAUCUCGCCGGCGAAGAGCAUCCCAGCAGCUCCCGUGAACCCCGUUUCUGGUACACUGCCGCACGCGACCACCCUGCAACCGAAAUAUGUCCUUCCACCACUGCCACACCCAUGUCCUCACGAGCACAUCGCGGUGCUAGCGACGCCGCAGGGUCUCUUGCUGCAGCCACACUUCCAGAGCACGUCGCAUCCGGAGUCCUUCAUUCGCGUGCAAUGGGGCAAGACCGGCAACGUGGAGGAAGUGCAGUAUCGCGAGGAGUUUGACAGCAUAGACUGGUCAGAGAGCGUGGUCAUCUAUGGCCUGGUUGGCGUGCUGAAUCUUUUCUCUGUAUCGCAUCUCCUCGUAAUAUCGGGUCGAACGGAGGUCGGGCAUCUGCUCGACCCACGCCACGUUGUGUACAGCGUCAAAGGCGUUACGGCGAUUCCCUUGCGGGAGGAUCGCGCUCGCUCUGUAUUGCGUUCACUGGCAGGGCGCAAUAGGACGGAUUCGCGAGUAUCUCUCGAGGUCACCUCACAGCCAGGAAGUCCACCUCACAUUGCAGAUAUCUCGGGCGAUUCCAAUGCGUCUACCAGCUUGGAAAGCAACGCAUCAUCGAUAUCGCCGCGUGUGAAGUUCGCCGAUGAACACGAAGUGAAGGUGAUGACGCCGCAGACUGAGCACGGAUUUGAUGCAGAGGAACUAGGUAGACGUGAAGAUGAUCUGUCAUCGUCUGUCUCAUCUAUUGCAUCCACACCGUCCUCGGAGUACUCAGUAAAUACAGAGAAUGUCGUGAAAACGUUGACGGCGCGCUUGUCCUUCUGGAACAGACUCUCCAAGUCGAAGGCCUCGUCUUCUGAGCCUCGAGUGUCCAUGGAAGCUCAGACAUCCUCUGAUUCUUCUGAGGAAGAAGAUCAUCAUCGAGGGUCACUCGAGUCGAUCACGAAAGACGGCAAAGAAGAGCCUGCCCAGGUGCUCAACUCAAUAUUGUCCAGAAGUGCAUCCACUCCCCCGACCGCCGAAGGGAAGCACUCGGAGCUGGAGGAGAAGAUUGUCCGCGAGUGCAUCCGAGAGUUUACCAAGGGCGGCAUGUACUUUGCCUACGCAUUCGACAUCACUAGGUCUCUGCAGCAUAAGCACGAGAUGAUCGCCAAGGCCCGUAAGGAACAUAUGCACCCAGCAGGUUCCAAGGUUCUGGAUGAUGAUUCAGACCUAAGCCCACUUGGAGAGAAAAUCGAGGUCCUCGCCGAGCCCUCGCCGGCUCUCCCGCUCUGGAGAAGGGUGGAUCGACGAUUCUGGUGGAAUGAGUGGCUGAUGAAAUCGUUCCUUGAUGCUGGGGUCCACCCAUACGUUCUCCCCAUUAUGCAAGGAUUCUAUCAAGUUUCUUCUUUCCACGUGCCUCGAGAACCAGUGGCCUUGGAGGAGGGUCAAUACGCGCUUGUGGACUAUAUACUCGUUUCUCGAAGAUCGCGCGACCGAGCUGGUCUGAGAUACCAAAGGCGAGGCAUCGAUGAUGAAGCAAACGUCGCGAACUUUGUCGAGACGGAAACCAUUAUGCGGGUAGAGCGAGAGGGAUUUACGAACAUUUUCAGUCACGUCCAGAUUCGCGGAUCAAUUCCUCUUUACUGGAAGCAAGAGGGAUAUAGUCUGAAGCCUACACCUCAACUCGCUCCGGACAGGACCCACGAACAGAACCUUGAUGUCAUUCGCAGGCACUUCAAGAAAAUACUCCCACGAUAUGGACCUCAUACAAUCGUAAACCUCGCGGAGCAGCAGGGGAAGGAGGCGCAGGUGACGAAUGCGUACAAGGAGUAUGUUGAGGAGCUGCACGAUAAGAAUAUCCAAUACUACGCCUACGACUUUCACGUGGAAACGAAGGGAAUGAAGUAUGAGAACAUUGCGAAGUUGAUUCAUAUGGUGGAACGGGUCUUCGAGAACCAGGGAUACUUCUGGAUCUCCAACAACACAAUCAUGUCCCGACAGCGGGGCGUUUUCCGCGUGAACUGCAUUGACUGCCUGGACAGGACAAACGUCGUCGAGUCAGCUUUUGCGCGACAUGUACUGAACAGACAGCUCGGUGCUGUCGCUCUCCUGGAUCAGGCCGAGGAGAGCAAGAUCAGAUCGGAGACCGACCUGGUAUUCAAUGACGUAUGGGCGAAUAAUGGAGAUGCUAUCAGUCGUGAAUAUGCUGGCACUUCUGCAUUGAAGGGCGACUUUACGAGAACCGGUAAGCGCGACUUGGCUGGCAUGCUCAAUGACGGAGUCAAUUCUCUGGCGAGAAUGUACACUUCAACGUUCGCAGAUUGGUUCAGUCAAGCAGUGAUCGACUACAUCCUCGGCAACCGGACGAUCUCGGUCUUCUCCGAGUUCCUGAACAAGCUGCAAUCGACCGAUCCUCGAGAAAUGGUUCGUUUGUCGAGAAUCAGGGCGGAUGCGAUCGCGACAUGCGUGUCUCGCGUGCUACCGGAGGGCGAGCGAUUGUUGUCUGGCUGGACCCUAUUUUCACCAGCGGAGCUCAAUACCAAGGUGGGGGACAAGUUCGAGGAGAAGGUGCUGCUGCUGAGCGUAAAAGCUCUAUAUAUCAUAAGUUAUGACUAUACCCUAGAGAAGGUCAAGAUGUAUACCCUCGUACCCCUCCAAGAUAUCGUAAGAAUAACCAAAGGUGCUUACAUACUGUCUCCCCUCGAGGAGGCAAGCCGUGAUCCAUUACAGAACGCUGGCUUCCUCAUAACAUGGCGCAACGUGGAUCAAGAUACACGCGUUACGAGCUAUUCCAUUCGCAACAGUGUUGACCCUGCCUCACCGUUGCCACCUCCAUUUUCUUCCGUACCAUCUCAUCCGCGGGCUCCGCAUAGACGGGCCACCUUGCCAAUGCUAUCUCGCUCAACUACGUCUUUGCCGGGAAUGCUAUCCAAAGCUGCUGCACCUGCGGCAGAGAGCGACGAGACCUUUGCCGCAUUUAAAGUCCUGCCAAUAGAUCCGGCACGCACCCGAAGGGAUACGGGUAGCUUUAUUGAGCCUGCAGACGAGCUCGCGGGGGCAGCCAGUUGCAAGGAGGCCGCAGAUUUGAUUGUGGACACGAUCCGGCAGGCAUGCCAGGAUGCAGGCGGUGCGCAGCGCGACUACAUCGUGCUGGAGGACAUUGUCAGUUUGGCUGAAGCCCAGCGGAUGACAAGCGUGUACGCCAAGAUGGAGUAUGGAGUCAAGAGGCUGUUGUGGCUGGGCGGUUGACCACUAUGUGUUUCUCUUUGCAAAGCGUCACGGUUGUAUAUCACGGUUGUAGAAUAGAUUUCAGAAUAGUACGAAUAUCAGGCAAAUUACUUUCGGGCUCGCAGCCGCGAUAGGCUUUGUGAGUUUUAUUUAUAUUUUUAAUAUAAGCC
Molecule: messenger RNA, 3484 nt
Organism: Laetiporus sulphureus 93-53
Lineage: Eukaryota; Fungi; Basidiomycota; Agaricomycetes; Polyporales; Laetiporaceae
Exons: 19
Coding region: 102-3335 (1077 amino acids)
Biological process (GO): phosphatidylinositol dephosphorylation
Cellular component (GO): endoplasmic reticulum
Molecular function (GO): phosphatidylinositol-4-phosphate phosphatase activity
Source: RefSeq, a predicted model, not a curated record